CGAUAAGCACCGUGUUCUUCAGAAGAUCCCUACUCCAGGAGUCAAAAUAGCGUGAAAUUUAAUUUUACGCCUAUUUGACAAAGCUUGAUUUUACCUCCAAUCAGCGGGGAGAUAAGAGCCCUCGCUACAAGUGUGUGGGCAGUUUGGCAGCUGGGGCUGCCGAUUUAAUAGGUGAAUCUACAGGAACAACACUUGAAAAUCCCCUGGCGAGUGAGCCAUUAAGGUGAGCCCUGCCUUCCGUCCCCGCGUCCCUCCCCGCGCCGCUCUCCCGUUGCUGGGUGCUAAAGCAAACCCUGGCUCUGUUUACCGAGUCUACUAUUACAAUACGGCUACCAAAUAUUUGCCAGCCGUCAGCUCGCCUCUCCGCUAUAAAUACUUCAAGCUCAGGUGGAGGGACAGCGAGGGGGAACGACGAGGGAGCCUAUGCAUGGCCGGGCAGCAGCACCGAGGGUGAGCCCAGGCCCCGGGGUGUCCCUUUGUACCAACAUGGCUGCUGGCGUCAUCCGGCCGCUGGCUGAGCUGCGGUUGCCCUCACCCUUCCCUCACGGCCUUCUCCUGCCUGCACACCCCGAGCCCGACUUCCCCGACCUCUCUGAGGAGGAUGACGAAGAAGAGGAGGAAGAGGAUGAAGAGGAGGCAGCAGAGGAGAGCACUGCCUGCAGCGGACCAGAGCCGGUUGGCCCCAGUACUGCAGAGACCACACUGCGGCUCCUGCGCUUCUCAGAGCUCAUCAGCUGCGACAUCCAGCGGUACUUCGGGCAGCGGGGCCGGGAGGAGGCUGCUGGGGGCCAUAACGUGCCUGAGGACUGCAGCUCGCCCCAUAGCUCACCCCACAACGCCAGCAUGGGGCACACAGCACGGGGUGGCCGGGCGCAGCCGGAGGUGGCACUCAGUGGCCAUGGGGCUGCACACAGGUUGGGGCCGCUGGCUGAGCUCUUUGAGUAUGGUGUGCAUCGCUGCCUGGCGCCGCGGGUGGCCAGCGGGAAGACACAGCGGCUGGAGAGGAAAUAUGGCCACAUCACCCCCAUGCACAGGAGGAAACUGCCACCCUCCUUUUGGAGGGAGCCGGGUCCGGGCCCUGGCAGCCUCCUGCACACCGGCACCCCUGAUUUCAGUGACCUGCUGGCCCACUGGACGGUGGAGCCAGGGCCAGAGCUGCCAGGCAGUGGGAGAGAGCUGCCACCUGUGCCGGGCCAUACAGGGCUGGAGACUGAGCCCUACAGUGGGUUGUGACCCACUGCAACCCAACGUGCUGCUCAGUUAAUGAGCAGCCCACAGGCAAUGGGACAGCAGGAGGUGGUGGGUCAGAGCUGGUAACAGGAUGAGUGAAUAAAUGACUCCCGCAGGCAUGA
This is a messenger RNA of Coturnix japonica (Japanese quail), 1352 nucleotides long. RefSeq names its product proline and glutamate rich with coiled coil 1 (gene PERCC1). The record is from RefSeq and is a predicted model, not a curated record. Lineage: Eukaryota; Metazoa; Chordata; Aves; Galliformes; Phasianidae.